AUGGCGAAAUUUAAACAGUCAAGAAAGUUGUCUGAGAUAAGGAUUGUACUGGUGGGGAAAAGCGGAUCAGGGAAGAGUGCAACGGGAAACACCAUCCUGGGAGAAGAACUGUUUAAAACUAGUCCCUCAUUUGCAUCUGAAACCAGAACCUGUGAGAAACACUGUAGAGAAGUGGAUGAGAUGAAAGUCUCAGUUACUGACACCCCAGGGCUGUUUGAUACUUCGCUGAUGGAAGAAGAGCUGAAAAGUGAAAUAGAGAGAUGUAUUAACAUGUCAGUUCCUGGACCUCAUGUGUUUCUCCUGGUGAUCAGACUGGGGGUGAGAUUCACAGAGGAAGAGAAAAAUGCUGUGAAGUGGAUACAGAAGAACUUUGGUGAGGAAGCCUCACGCUACACAAUCAUACUACUAACACACACUGACACACUGCGGGACAAAACGGUUGAGGACUGCAUUGCAAGUAGUCCUGAAUUUCAGAUGAUCAUGAACAGCUGUGGGAAGAGAUAUCAUUCAUUCAAUAAUGAGAAUGUGAAGGACAGAGGUCAGGUUUCAGAGCUGAUAAGGAAAAUCCAUUCCAUGGUGAAGAAGAAUGGUGGAAAGUGUUACACUAAUGACAUGUACAAGGAGGUUCAGAGACGGAUUGAAGAAGAGAGAAAGAGAAGAGAGGAAGAGGAGAGGAAGAGGAGAGAGGAAGAAGAGAGGAAGAGAAGAGAAGAGGAAGAGAGAAGGAUAAGGGAGGAGGUUGAAAGAAGGAUAAGAGAGGAAGAAGAGAGAAAGAGAAAAGAAGAAGAAGAGAGAAGGAUAAGAGAGGAGGUUGAGAGAAAAAGAGCAGAGGAAGAAGAGAGAAAGAGAAAAGAGGAGGAAGAAAGGAGGAGAAGAAAGGAAGAAGAGAGAGGGGAAAAAAUGGAGACUGUUGGAUUGAGUGUUGCAUCAGCAGCAGGUGGUGUAGCAGCAGCAGCAGGAGUUGGUCUGAUGUUAACACCUAGUAUAGUGAUUGUGGGACCUGUAGUUCUUAGUGUGGGUUUUAACCUUGAGAAAUUACGCAACCUCAACUACAACUCCAAAGGGACAACUUCCUCCAGCCAUGGUCUCAUCCUGUCCACCCUUCACUCCAUGACCUUCUCCUCAAGAAAAUACGCUGCCUAG
Molecule: messenger RNA, 1143 nt
Organism: Chanos chanos (milkfish)
Lineage: Eukaryota; Metazoa; Chordata; Actinopteri; Gonorynchiformes; Chanidae
Product: GTPase IMAP family member 4-like
Exons: 4
Coding region: 1-1143 (380 amino acids)
Molecular function (GO): GTP binding
Source: RefSeq, a predicted model, not a curated record